AUGUCUACCUGGGAUGGCUCAGAAUCUGAAGAAGAAGAUUCUGACGAAGAAAAAGCUAAUGUUGCACUGAUGGCAACUACUGAGGAUACCACAAGCUUUGAGGAACCAGAAGACAAGGUUCUGUCAGAAUCCGAAUUAGACUCCAAUUUUGAAAAGGAAAAUGUUUUCGACUUCACAGAAACCCUAAAUGUUCAAGGAUGGAACAAGUUCUUCGAGAGACUUACAGGUCCAGUCUAUCAUGUGCUUGUCAAGCAAUUAUGGGUUCAUGCCACUGUGGAAAGAGAAACUAUCACUUCCUAUGUUAUGAAUAGGAAAAUUGUCAUCACAGAAAAGUCGAUUGUUGACCUCAUUGGGCAUGAUGUCAAAGAGAAAAGAGUUCAUAGUGCAACUAUCUCAACUAAGAGGGACGCUGACAUCUCCCCAGUAAUCUUCAAAGAGGGUACCAACUUUGCUGAUGAAAAGGGUUCCAGUACAAAGAAUUUAACAAAAAAUCUGAGAGUUUGGUUUAAGACUAUUAUGGGAUGUAUCAAUCAUAGACCAAGUACCAAUAGUUCUGACUACAUCAAUACUCGUCAGAAUAUAAUGCUAUUCCUUCUAGAGAAAGGAGUUAAGCUGGGUUUUCCAUCGCUUUUGUUUAAAUUCAUUAGGGAUUCCAUCAGAGAAUCCAUAACUGGUGGAUCCUCCAAAAAAUCCAGAAGCAAAUUCAUCCCAAAUGGCAGGCUAAUCUCAGACAUUCUGCUGGAAAGUAGAGUGGUAGAUGACCUUCUGGUCAAUGGGCUAACAAAGGAGUUGGUAAAGGAUGUUGGGAAAGUGUUUUGGGGUAAGAACUUGAAAAGUAUGGGUCUCAUCUCAAAGAUUAGAAGACCAAAUAUCAUUCUGUCCAAGGAUGAUAUACGUGGUACCAGAAAUCCUAUAGAUAACUAUCCCAUCUUCACCAAAGUGGAUCCCCCACAGGUUCUGAUGGCGUAUCUUGAAAGUUGUUUCAAGGAUGGCCUCGACCCAUUGGUGGAUCCCUUCAAUCUUCCAGAAACUUACCCAGAAGUUCACGGUAAAAGGAAAAAGGAAUUCAGAGGAGAAGGAUCCUCCAGAGCUCAGAAGAAGAAAAAGGUUGUUAUCUUUCAAGAUGAAGAUGAGGUGCCUUUAAGCGAGCGCCAGAAGGCUAUGAUCCUGAAAGAUACGUCUGGAGUUGUUCAACCCUCAAGAGCUUCUGGUAAGUUUCCUGCUGACUCUUCUGAUUCUGUUUCUAUUCCAUUUGGAAUCUUACCUCCAACACCUCCAACACCUCCAUCUCAACCUAUUAUGUCUGAACCACUUCCAUUACCUACACCGGAAAUAACUCCACACAUUUCAACUCCUGUUAUUGUUUUACCACCACCACCACCACCACCUGUUAUCAAUAUACCAUAA
Molecule: messenger RNA, 1407 nt
Organism: Lathyrus oleraceus (garden pea)
Lineage: Eukaryota; Viridiplantae; Streptophyta; Magnoliopsida; Fabales; Fabaceae
Exons: 2
Coding region: 1-1407 (468 amino acids)
Source: RefSeq, a predicted model, not a curated record